AUGAGUGAAGAAGGGUCUUCGCCAGAGGGAAUUCCCAGAAAUAUCACUCAGUUGGCAGAGAGAAAGAUUCGUUUGGCAAAGGCGCAGGCUGAGGUCGACCGUAUUCUCAAUUGUCCGAUUGAUCCUCCUUUCGACACAGAGACAGAGCUGGAGAAGGUUAUCAGCAUUAGCCCCCCACUGGUUUCGGAAAACUCGAUUGAAUAUGCAAAUGAAGAGCAAAUCAGCGAGAUGGAAGCAGAACUCUACCAAGCUGUGAAGAAACAAGAAUUUGCAAAAGCAUCAGAGAUAGGAGAAGCUAUUUCUCAGAAACAUGUGGAUGAUUGUGGUCUUGUUUUGCAGGCUAAUUCAAGAUUUUAUGAUGCCUUCAGCAAGAAAGAUCCUGCCGCAAUGGAAUCCAUAUGGCUACAAGAUCGAUCGUGCAUUUGUAUUCACCCUUCCCAUAAACCUUUGGUUGGAGCAAAAAACAUCAUGAGUAGCUGGCGUGACAUGUUUGAAAGUUCAAAUGGUAGUUUUCAAAGGAGCUGGAUGGAACCUCAGGAAGUCAGAAUAACUGUACAAGCGACCACAGCCAUUAUCACGUGUGAAGAGCAUGUGUUCACAAGAAGGUUCGUUCGGGGCAAGACGAGAGAAACUGAGCUCGUCAACAAGCUACAAGCAACCAACGUGUUCCGAAAAAUUGGUGGAAAAUGGUACUUGAGUUAUCAUCAUUCCUCGUGGCAUGCGGGUAGUGAAGCUGCAAAAGUUGCUCUGAAGCACAGCAAAGGUGAAGAUACCUCCAAAGAUGGCGAAGACGAUAAGCCGACUCCUGCAAUCAGCAGUAUCCUUCGACCAGAGAAUGUCGGACCGAUUCUUGGUGAUCCAAAAUCAGGCAGUCUAUCCAAAAGUGGUCCAAAGAAAGUUAUCAUGGGUUCGUUGUCCGACCUCUUGAGUGGGCAGCUUGGAGAUAUUAUGGGAGGUGGGUCUAAUGACGCUGAUGAAGGAAUUGAGGAACUCUUAGGAGGAGGCAUUGAAGGAAUGGGUCCUAUGGGACCCGGAAAAGCCAUUAUCCGCGUUCACAAUAUUGGUGGUAGUUCAAAUGUUGGCAAUGGUAGUAACGAUGUCAGCGGCCCAACGUACGAAUGGGCGAGUGACGACGACGACGACAUCGAUUCGAGCUUGGAAGGUGGAAACAAAAAGAAGUCUCAACAGAAAUGUAUUGAGCUGCUACGAAAACUGGCAAUAGAUGGUAGAGUGUCUCAAAAGCAAAAGAGAAUUCUGCUCACAGAUAUCAUUAGCUGUUCAUCCAAGGGGGAAAACAGUAUGGUAGAAGUUGCAUUCGAGCUCUUGUGCGGAGAGAGUGGAAACGAUGAGGAUGCAGAAGAAGAUUUUGCUGAUCAAUGCCGCAUUUUGGCAGAUCAGAAGUUCGAGUAA
This is a messenger RNA of Cylindrotheca closterium, 1410 nucleotides long. Lineage: Eukaryota; Bacillariophyta; Bacillariophyceae; Bacillariales; Bacillariaceae. The record is from the annotation of a GenBank genome assembly.